UGGCCCUAUAAUCCUUUCGCAGACAUCCAGAGUCUUCAGUCAAUCGUUUCUAAAUGCGGAUUUUUCUUUUCUUUCUUCUAGUUUUGUUUCAAUCGAUUUUUGCACAAUAUGAGUCACCAGAUCCAUCAUCUCCUGCUCCAUCAUCAAAUUAUUGUGCUGCUUUCGUAGAAUGUGCAGCAGUAUCCCUUCUUGAAGAACGUCUUUGUUUAGGAAAUUCUCUAUGGAGACCUUAUUGGCUUCCAGAAAGAAGGGAUACUUAUGACUGCCAUCAUAAACUUAAAAAUGAUUAUAAUACUUUGGAACGGUUAGAAGAAGAGCUUGACGGUCAGCUGAUUGCAUGUUUAAACGAAAAUGUUCAACCACUUGACAAGAAAACGAAUGAGCAAUGUCAAAUUCUGGGUCGUCCUGCAAGAUUCUCUUUCAGUAGAACUAUCACGUAUGUUCCAAAUCAUUGUUUCACUGGAGUGAAACGAAGAAUUGAAAGACAAUGUGGAGAAGUAGCAAAGUGUUGUCCGAGUAUUGAAAAAUGCAAGCUGUUAUCUUCUGAAUCAACUCUUCAAAAGAUGAUCAACACAACAAGAACAAACUUGAGAAAACGUGCAGAUGACUGUAAAAAGGGAAUGCCGAUUGCUCCAAUAUUUUUAGAUGGAUUACUAUUUUCUGAAGAUGAAUCAAAUGAAAAAACAUGGUCACCAACUGGACAUGUAAAUGUUCGAUUUACUGAUAAAGAAUCAAAUCAAGCUCAACGAGACGGUCGGAAAAAUGGUUUUGUAAAUGUUCGUUUUACAACUCAACAGGAAAAUGAAGAGAGAGCUCGUAAACUUUUGAUAAGAUAUGGAGAUAAGGAAGGAGAUGGAUUAACACUUCCAAAACUAUCAUAUCCACCACAAACAAAUGCAAAGAAAGAAUUCGAUCAAAAGUUUAAUGCAGCAAUGAAGAAAACAGAUUCAAUUAAACAAAGAAUUGAAACUCUUGAUCGAUCGAAAAUUGCAAAAGAAGGAUUUGAUUCAUUGAUUGAUGCAGCUACUGUUUCUGAAACAAUUAAUAAUAUGCCACCAAUGGGAACUGUUACUUUAUUACAAUCAAAUGAUGAUAAUAUUGUUGUUGAAGAUUCUGGUGACAAAACUUCAAUUUCAUCAUCAAUCGUAUUUGGAUCCUCAUCGGAAUCUGUCACUACAAGUCCUAUCAUUUUUGUCGAAAAAAUCGCACUUCCACAGAUGAACCAAACUAUUGAAAAAUGUAGAGUUUCUACGACUAUUCGAUUUUCCAAUAUUCUGAAAAUCUUGGGUGAAAAUCCAAAUUCGAAAGAUUUCAAGGAAGUGAAGGGACUUGUGGAAAGAUUUGAACAAAGAUUAAAAGGAAAAGAAUUGGAUGAUGAACAGAAGAAUAAGGCGAAAUUGAUUGAGAAGGCACUUGAAAUGCUACUGGAAAACUUUGAUGACACCGAUUAUAAAAAAGUUGAAAGAGACGUUGAAAAAGUUGUAAAUGAAACUCGAGAUCUCCCAAUUUGCCAAGAAACCGAAGAAUCAAUGAAUAGUACAGUUGUAUUCGAGUCAAUAGACGAUCCCACGUCAACUAUGCUCGUGGAUGAUAAUGGAGACAAGUUCAUUAUUCAGAAAGGAGCUACUACAUUGAUCGUAGGAGGUGAAAAAGAAGAAGAUCCCGAAAAGAAAAAAGGCGAGGAAGUGAUAAAGAACUUUAUUUCUGAAGAAUACAAAGUUGAAAUUGAUGCAUUCAGGAGAGAACACAAUCUAUGGACUAAACAGAACAGUAAUACAACACUAAUUAAAAGAAAUGAAACAACAUGUGAUAUGUACAUGCGAUGUCGUUCACAAAUGCAUUUGGCUGUUGAUAGUUGUGCAUGGAGAUUUGCAAGUGAUCAGUUACUGGCUACAAUGGCUGAAUCUGCUGAGAGCCUUUUGUAUAAGGACGACGGAGUGUGCUCACAAAAAGAUGGAGACAAAGUAAUUGAGCUUUACGAGUAUAUGAUUAAAAGAAAUGAUAAGCUCAGAAUCUGUUUAGAUAAUAAGAACGAAAAAUAUUUUGAAGAUUCAGUUUGUCUUGCUUAUCCUGAACACAAACGCCAUGAAUAUGAUGAUUCUCUCCGGCGACUUUUGAAUACAUCGUUUGAAUAUUCAAAAUCUAGAGAAUGUUUCCAUGAUGCUAAUUUGAUUCAAGAGAAGUGUACACAUCUCAGAGAUUGUUGUCCGAACUUUGAUGAAUGCCGUGAAGAAACUUUCGAGGUUGAAGUGGAAAGAACAAUUAUCAGCUUGACAGCUACAAUAAAUGAGAUCAAACAAGAAUGUGUUAAGAGAAAAGCCAAAGAAGCUGUUAAGAAUGUUGUUCGACAACUCCUUCUAAAUACAGAUGCUGGUCAAAAACUUCAAGAAAUUGCGCAACUUGGUUUAGACAUUUCUCGGGGAGCCCGAGUUGUUCGAAUGGCCAAAUACAGAGCAUAAUCUAUAAAAUAAUCAAAUAAUACUGUUUUACAUUCCAAUUAACUUUGCCGGUUAUCUCACUGGUGCCAAUUUUGUUUAUUGACUUUCCGGUUUCGCUUUAAUCAUUUCAUUCAUAUUUUCACGAGUAAUUUAAUAAUUAAUAACUUAUUAAUUUUUAAAAAACAAAUGAAAUAUUUU
Messenger RNA from Caenorhabditis elegans, 2636 nucleotides. RefSeq lists its product as uncharacterized. The transcript is spliced from 12 exons. NCBI's taxonomy places the organism in Eukaryota, Metazoa, Nematoda, Chromadorea, Rhabditida, Rhabditidae. Bases 54 to 2459 code for a protein of 801 amino acids. The record is from RefSeq and is marked reviewed.